AGCCGGUGCCCAACACACAGAAUAAACACAGACGGAUCCUCGCAGCCAAAAGACCGCGCACUGACGGUGCUUUUCGUCCCAUUGUUUGAGACGUACCGACGUGCGGCUGGCCUCAUAUAGCGCUGUAGGGUAAGCCAAAAUGGUGAAGGAUCCAAAGAAGCCGAGGGGCAAAAUGUCCUCAUAUGCCUACUUUGUGCAGACAUGCCGGGAGGAGCAUAAGAAGAAACACCCUGAUGCCAGUGUCAACUUCUCAGAGUUCUCCAAGAAAUGCUCUGAGCGAUGGAAGACAAUGUCACCAAAAGAGAAAGGCAAGUUUGAAGACAUGGCCAAGCAAGACAAGUUGCGUUAUGAGCGGGAAAUGAAGAAUUACGUGCCUCCCAAGGGCCAGAAGAAGAAGCGAUUCAAGGACCCCAAUGCCCCCAAGAGACCACCGUCUGCAUUUUUCCUCUUCUGUGCAGAUUUUCGCCCAAAAAUAAAAAGUGAAAAUCCUGGCCUUUCCAUUGGGGACACAGCAAAGAAGUUGGGAGAGAUGUGGAAUAGCUCAUCUGCGGAAGAAAAGCAGCCAUAUGAGAAGAAGGCUGCCAAGUUGAAGGAGAAAUAUGACAAGGAUAUUGUUGCUUACCGCACAAAGGGAAAAGUGGAUUCAGGACCAGCUGCUGCAGCUGAUGAUGAUGAUAAUGAAGAAGAAGAAGAGGAGGGAGAAGAAGAAGAGGAAGAUGAGGAUGAUGAUGAUGAGUAGCUCACUUGGGGAUGGGACCUGCAGUUUUGUUUAUGCCAUAUAUCCUUAUAUCUCAAUUCACCAUCUUGAAAAACAGAAGUCAGAUUGACCAUGAUCAUGUGUAUAUUUAAUGUUUUUAAGAUGUACAGUGUUAUUCUCCUUUUUUUUUUUUUCUCGUUUUUUUUGUAAAGUCAACACUACAUAUCUUACGUUUGGAAUUUUCUAGUGGUAGUACUUUAUCCCUGCCAUAUUAUGUAACAGUCUAGGAGGACUACAAAUAAGUAUGAAAGUAACUAGUCUUUAGGUGUUCCAACUCAAAAAUGAGAUUUCUGAGUUGCUAGUGUAUUUUUGUUUAUUUUGAAAAAUAUUUUUUUAUGUGCUGUCCCAAUGUCUUUUUAUUGUUCUUUGAAUACCACUCUAAUAUCAAAUGCAGCUGUCGACAUUCAAGAAUGUCUUCAAUAAAGGUCGUUUUUUUUUUUUUUUUUAACAAGUUUGUUUUUUUUCCUCCUUCUAAUUUUAAUCAUCUCACAAUAUCUAAAAACUACCAAACUUCCAUGUAUUCUAUAUUCAUUACAUGCAAAUAGGGCCCUUCAGUCCAUCUGUAAUUCUGUGUUGGGUGUUUCUCAUCUUCCUCUUGGGUUCAGGUUUGUUAGCUGCCCAAUAAUGCGGUCAGCAAGCUAUUUGAUAAUUUUGGUGCUGUGUGUGUGCUGCUGGGCUAGGUCUUGCUGUAAAAGGAAAUAAGAAUCUCUAUAAAGCCUGUCAGCAGUGGAAAGCAAGAAGUACUCUAAAAUCUAGUGGUUCAGUAUUAGGAAUGUGGCAGUUGUAGCUUCUUUCCUAAUACCGAGCCACUAGACGUCCAUGUGUGGUGGAUCUUGAUCCUCUGUCACCGGCCUCAGUUCUCUGUUUGCAAAGCUCUCCCAAGUUCCUGAUUUGACUUACCUUGACAAUCUUCUCUUUAUAUCACACUUCCCUUUUAGACAGAUGUUUAAAUACAGCAGUCUGCAAACAGCUUGCCUUUUUCACAAAUGAGACUUAACCUCUUGUGGAGGAUAACCAUCAUUAUCUGCAAAACUGUCAAGUCAGUAGUCCAUUUGUUAAAGUCUUGAUUAAUAAAUAUACCUUUUUCAAUCAAGUUCACAAUACUAGUUAAUCUAUGAGUAAUUCAGAGUUUGAGGCUUUUUAUGUAAACAGAUUGCUAAUGGCACAAAUGACUAAGGAUAAUUGACAAGUAAUAAUUCUUACUUACCAGUACUGGACUCAUGGAAUUAUUAAGCCAGAAGGACAGAUAUUCGACAAUAGCAAGUAAUACGAACACAAUUAAGGAUAGCACAUUGUUUUAUUGGAAAAUAAACAAACUUUUAUUGAUUUUAACAAUUUAAGAAAAAGAUAUUGCCCAAUGGCUGUUAUCUGCAAAGUGCUAAUGCAUUCACAUCCUCAGCAAUGUUUUAUAAACUCUCUGGAAAGUAAGAAACAUCGAUCAUGCUACAGUAGUUUGAGCAACCUCAAUCCAGAAGGUGGCGCCAUGAUAUAAUAAACCUGUAUGUGUAUGUGUGUGUGUGGCAUUAAAAAACUUUA
This is a messenger RNA of Pelmatolapia mariae (spotted tilapia), 2293 nucleotides long. It is a transcript of the gene hmgb1b, whose product is annotated as high mobility group box 1b. Gene Ontology annotation, cellular component: nucleus. The record is from RefSeq and is a predicted model, not a curated record. The coding region runs from base 140 to 739 and encodes 199 amino acids. Lineage: Eukaryota; Metazoa; Chordata; Actinopteri; Cichliformes; Cichlidae. Gene Ontology annotation, biological process: regulation of transcription by RNA polymerase II. The transcript has 5 exons. Gene Ontology annotation, molecular function: DNA binding, bending.